Messenger RNA from Fusarium vanettenii 77-13-4, 423 nucleotides. RefSeq lists its product as uncharacterized. Bases 1 to 423 code for a protein of 140 amino acids. The transcript has a single exon. Gene Ontology annotation, molecular function: iron ion binding; oxidoreductase activity, acting on paired donors, with incorporation or reduction of molecular oxygen; heme binding. NCBI's taxonomy places the organism in Eukaryota, Fungi, Ascomycota, Sordariomycetes, Hypocreales, Nectriaceae. The record is from RefSeq and is a predicted model, not a curated record.
AUGCGUGGCUCUAAUUCGCGCCUUGAGCGUAACCGGAGAAUGGAAAAACUGGACGACACCUUUCAGGCUUUGACGCGACAUCAAACUGGCACGCCUCAUAACCUUGAAUGGGGCCAAGUCGUUGUCGAGGUCAAUAUCAUGACGAACGCUGGCAGCGUGGCGACGGCGGUUGCUCUCACCAACGUCUUUUACCGAGUAAUCCGGACGCCUCGAGCCAGGGCCCUUCUACGCAAGGAGCCUGAUGCAGCCCUCGAACCCGACAAAGUCAUCGCCCUAGACGACAAGGCCAAGCAUCCCCCGUACCUUCGAGCUUGCUUGCAUGAAUGUCCCCGCCUAUUCCCGCCGACGACGCAUGGUUUGCCCCGAAAGACAUCCCCAGAUGGCCUGAACGUCAUACGUCCCCGGAAACAAGACAGUCCAUGA